This is a messenger RNA of Episyrphus balteatus (marmalade hoverfly), 1406 nucleotides long. RefSeq names its product eukaryotic translation initiation factor 4E-binding protein (gene Thor). Gene Ontology annotation, biological process: negative regulation of translational initiation. Gene Ontology annotation, cellular component: cytoplasm. Lineage: Eukaryota; Metazoa; Arthropoda; Insecta; Diptera; Syrphidae. The record is from RefSeq and is a predicted model, not a curated record. The transcript is spliced from 2 exons. Gene Ontology annotation, molecular function: eukaryotic initiation factor 4E binding. The coding region runs from base 379 to 726 and encodes 115 amino acids.
GCCCAAAAAUCCUCUUUUUAGUACGGAGAAGUCGCGUAAUAUAAUAUAAAGAAAAUAUACAAAACGUUUAUCUAUUUAAAAAAGCAGCUCUACCCGAUAAAAUUCUCAUCAGUGUUGGAUUUUUGUACUGAAUUCAAUUAUAAUAAAAAAUAAAAUUGAAUUUAUUUUAAAUUUUACUUAAAGUGAAAUUUUUCAUCUUGAAAAAGUAUCUCAUAGAUACGUAAAAAAGCAAUAUAAAAGUAUCUUCCCGUUUCGGUAUUCGAAAGUGUGAAACACAAAAAACAAAAGAAAGUUAAUACGCUUACAAAAAACUCUCUUAGCUUUAAAGUUAAUAAUAUUUAAUUAAAUUAAAAAAACAAAAAAAAAAAACUAAUCAUCAUGUCCGCAUCACCAACUGCCAGACAGGCUUACUCUCAUGCAAUUCCUGUAGUGAAGAAAAUUCAAAUCAAUGAUCCAAAUCAAAUGCCAGAUGUGUACUCUUCAACGCCUGGUGGUACCAUGUACUCAACCACACCUGGAGGUACCAAAUUGAUUUAUGAACGUAAUUUCAUGAAGAAUCUGCGUGGCUCUCCAAUGAGUCAAACACCACCAAACAAUAUUCCAUCGUGUUUAUUGCGUGGUACCCCAAAGACACCAUUCCGCAAGUGUGUACCUGUGCCAGAAUCUAUCAGGAAAUCGCCAAUGAAAAUUGAAGAUAGCCACGAACAAUUCCAAUUGGAAUUAUAAACACUCUACAUACUAUAAGGAAAAAAUUAAAAAUUGCAAUUCAUUACAAAUUUAUAUACGAUAAGAAAAGCCACUUAUCGAUUGAAAAAAAAAAAAAAAGAAAAAAAAAAAAAACAUAUUAUUAAUCAAAGUGCAAAAAAAAAACAAAAACAUACUAAGGAUAUUUUAAUUUUUAAGCAAACAUCAUCAUUGCUUAAUUUAUUAUUAUUUUUUUUAAAUAUCCUCAAAAAAAUUUUCACUAAAAUAUUGUACAUAAAAAAAUCGAUAGUUUUUUAGUAUUUAAGUCAAAAAAAACAAAACAAAAAAGUCCUAGAAUUUAGUUUGUAUUUUUUUAAUUUUAAUUCUAAUUUUUUUUUUUUUUUGUUAUAAUUUUAAGAAAAAAAGAAAAUAUUUCGAUUAAUUUUUUUUUAACUUCUUAAAACAAAAGCAAAAAAAAAUAAUAGUCAUUGCCUAUAAAUUAUUAAUAUUUAAGAAAAAAAUCAUUUGAAAAAAAGAUAUUUUUGUAUUAAAAAAAAUUCGGUCAUAUUGACUGAAGUGAAAAAUGAAAAAUGUGUGAGAGUCCGGGCCUUAAAGAAGGAAAAAUAAAAAUUAAGUAAACUUUAAAUUAGAUCUCAAGUUGAAUAGUUGCAAACAAAAUUUAAAUCUUAAAAAAAAAAAUGAACCCACUCUCGAGAAAAUAA